AGAAUUCAGAAAAGAAAAUACAGAAGAAAACUUCAGUUGAGGCAUGUUUUACCGACGAAGAACACAACCAAGCUGUUCAACUACAAGCCGUUUCUAUGGCAACAGAAAUUAUUCAACAAACUUGUUUAUUAUUUGUAAUCUGCCGUAUUUUAGCAUUCAUCCGAUACGAUUUUUAUCAGUUCUCUUCAGUGUAUAGUAACAAUGAAUUUCGACCUAGACGAUCCCCUGGAUGGUUUGCUAAGUGAUGGCAGCAAUGAUAGUUUGUUUGGAAAUGAAACAUCCAAAAAACCAACUAAAGCCAGCAAACCCGGUAAAAUGGAGGACUUGUUCGGUAUCAAAACGGACCCAGCAAAAGGUACUUCGAUUCCCAAAGCUGUGGAACAAUCUGGUGCAGCGUCGGAAAAAGUACAACCAGCAUCGUUGGAUUACACGAAACCUUCCAUUUCGAAUACCCAACAACCGUCGAGCUUAACCAGUAUACAGGGCAGGAAACCGGACACCCUGGCUAAUAAGCCCGGUAGCUCUACUGCAUCAAACAAACCCGCUACUCCUCAGAAGAAAGAAAUUUCAUUUGAUGAUAGUGACCUGUUGGCAGAUUUGGGUUUCGAUCCGAAAAAACCCAAAUCCAAAUCCAGCAUUCUUGACGACAUCCUCGGUGGUACAUUAACGGCAUCAACAAAGGAAAUACCACCAAAAAGUGUUAUUGCCAAACCCAGACAAAGCCUUACCACGACGCUAGAAGAACCGUCCAAUACUGGAAAAGUCGUUUCACGCCAAACAACAGAGAAUCCAGACAACCCACAUCCCGAAAGUACAGUUACGGGAAGCUAUGCACCCACUGGCAAUAGUGUUCCAAGUUCCGGUGCAAUGCCAAAGAGAAGUGGACGUCGAAAAUCUUCCGUCUCUAUGCUGAACGAUCCUUUGGGGCUGUUUGGUUCCACCACCUCGGAAGAAAAACCUUCACGCACCGAAACAAAGCAACCAAAGAAGGGAGGCGCUGAUUGGUUGGGGUUGAAUGAUGACACACCACUGAAGGAAAUGGAUUCCAUCGCAGCAACUACAGCAACACUCACCAAGCAACGUGAAUCCAUAACAUCGAAAGUACCAGUUGUUUCUGUUCCUCAACAGCAAGAUAUUUCCGUUGAAGUACCUGUCCUACCAAAGUCAGAUAAAAUUCCAUCGCCUACUAAAACAGUCGUUGUACCUUCUCAACCUAUUAUUCAACCCAAACCAAUAUUGCCCGACCCUCAAACAAUCACCAGCACGCUUCAGUUUGUAGAGGCGGAAGCACAAAGUGCCAUAGCAACGAUGCAGCAGCAAGAGUUUCAACUGUCCGUUGCCAGUCAAAUGAAAUCCCAAGAGCAAGCACUGAUCGAUAUGCAGCAGAAACAACAAACUAUCCUGAAGCGGCAGGAAGCUCAGUUUAACGAACUGCUUCAAAAACAAAUGCAACGCCACACCGCACUGGAAGAUGUCCUUGCAAAACAGCAGCAACGAAUAAAUGCAAACAUUCAACUCAUAAUGAGCCAACCAGCUGCUAUGCCCGUCAUCCCACUUCUGAGCAGCCAAAAUACGGCAGAACACUUCGAAAAUGAUCCCCAAAACGCUUCGGAAAAAAAUCCAAUCGCAACGAUAGAACUGCAAACGGAUGUAAAACGGCUCGAAAUGGAAAAACUUCGACUGGAAGAUAUGAUUUCGAACCUUUCGGCGAACCAUGAACAGGAAUUGUCGAUACUCGAAUCAAGCUACAAAAAACAACUCGCCUUCCUGGAGGACAGUCUUCGUAUCAUGGAAGCAAGGCUAAAGCACGAUAAUAAGCAGCUGGAAGAGUUUUAUCUGGCCAAAAUUAACUUCGCCGAACAAGAGCAACUAAAACUCGUCAAAGAUCACGAAGCAAAGCUACAAUCGAUGGAAGAUCAGCACCGCAAAGUGAUCGAACAACUUAAACAAGGAUACGAAGAAAGUCUUGAACAGUUACGUCAGGAUCAUCGCGAAAUGAUCGGUACCAUACGCGAAUCGAAAAUGCUUGAAUUUUCCGUCGUACAGGAAAAUCAAUCCUAUCUGAACACGCUCAAAAGUGCUUCUAGCUAUCUAGAGAAUGCAUCCGGAGAUCUACAGCAGCUGCGAGAUACGUUGCAAGAUCAAAUCGAAUUUUCACAGAAGGAAAAAGAGCUCCUGUUGAAGCAACGCGAAAAACAACUCGAGGAUCAGCAUAGGCUUCUCGAGCGCACCCGAGAGGCGACUGCCGAAGAAAACGUCCGAUUGCUUAACUUGGUGGAAAUGCUCGAGGGCAAAGUUACCGAGAUGACGAAGAUAUCGUCCGAAGAGCGAUGGGAACAUCAGCAGAAGUGUAUCAAGUUAGAAGCAGAACGGCAAAGUUUGGACAAAGAAAAGCACUUUCUUCGCGAACGCCACGAACGUGAGGAAACUCGUAUCGCUGAACUGAAGCGCACACAGUUAGAAGAACACGCUCGUCUGAUGGAUAAAGUGACACAAGAACGGCAGAUGCUGUUGGAGGAGAAAGCCAAGCUGGAAACUAUGGCUCAACUGACGUCCGGUGCUGGGUCUGGCCAUGGUUCCGGUACAUCCCGGGCUGAAGUGGAUGCCGCUCUGAAAGUGGCCGAAGAAGCUGCUCGUCUAGCCGACACCGAGAAAGAGCGCUACCUUCACCUGCAGCGUCAGCUCGAAUCGAAACGCCGUGAGAUGCAGACGCGUGAAAGUAAACUGCGUGAAGCUAAAGAUGAAUUAGAGACCGCUAUUGAUAGAGCUUCCCAAAGGGAGCGGCACGCGGAAACCGUCUACCGUAGUCUUCGCAAGUCGGAGCAAAACAUACAGCUCAAGGUGCAAUUAAUACAGCGACAGUUUCUUGAGGUAUCCGAACGGGAAGAUCGACUAGCGAAGGAAAAGAUCGAAUUCAGUAAGGAACGGUUGGAGCUUCAGGCCGCUAGAAGGAAGCUGCUUCAGACACGCUGCAGCCUAUGCAAGAUCGGCGAUAAGUCACAGGAAAUUGGUGAUCUGCUCACAACCAAUACGGAUUCCGUGGCUGACGAUUUGAAGCUCGAGGCUAACUUUGUGGAAAUGCAAAAUCGGUUGGAUUGCACGGGUCUGAAGUUGGAUAACUUUUUCGACAGUGAGGUUGAUCGUCAAAUGAAGCUUUUCCUUGAACGUAACCAGGUGGAUCAGGGAGAUGAUUUGGAUUUGACGGACAACCAAAGAAGACAUCGAGAAAUUGAUCGUGAUUUGGCUCUGCUGAAUUUUGAUGCUCUUUUUCCGAAGCUUCGAUCGGAUGAGGGUCAAGGAAGUAAUGCUACACACACUUUACCUUCGUAA
Anopheles funestus (African malaria mosquito) is the source of this 3330-nucleotide messenger RNA. RefSeq names its product fas-binding factor 1-like. Gene Ontology annotation, biological process: cilium assembly; establishment of epithelial cell polarity. The transcript has 2 exons. Gene Ontology annotation, cellular component: ciliary basal body; centriole; ciliary transition fiber. The coding region runs from base 202 to 3330 and encodes 1042 amino acids. Lineage: Eukaryota; Metazoa; Arthropoda; Insecta; Diptera; Culicidae. The record is from RefSeq and is a predicted model, not a curated record.